AACUCAAACGUGCUAAUUUUCUCCAUCGUUGAGCCAGCCAGCAGCGGGAAGCGCCGUUGUUUUAAUGAACCGGCGGGGAGGACAUCUCUGUGUCACCUGUGGGGAUUCAUUGUUGUAUAUUUUUCGACUCGCCCACGAGCAUGCCGUCCACAGGCGCCCGCGCGUCGCCCACGUGAGGAAAUAAGGGUAGGAACUCUGCCCGCUGUCUCAAGUUUGUAUUAACUACUCUAAACGAUUGACAGCGCAAUUUCUCCAAUCGAUGUUUGCAGAGAUUGGGUACGUGACUCUUGCCGUCCUAUGUCGAUGAAAAGCUGCAUCAGAGCCCGCCCGAGGCCACACCCCAAAUAGCGCCUCUCCGCAUUGUGACAUCUGUGUGGGCGGGGUCACCGCUCGGGGCGAGGGCAGGUAGGUAGGUGGGCUCCGGCUCAGCGCAGCUGUCCCUACCGCGUCGUGCAGAUUGGGUGGCCUGCUGCCUGUCCCGCCAGUGCUAGCGUGUCGCCGUGCCCGCGCCGGCGAGGGGUCAGCGCCUUUUCCACCCAGUGGUCUCAUCGGUGCCGCGUGGCCAAACCCCACCGCUGCUCCCCGCGCGCGGCGCUGCGGCAUCGGCGGUGGGGAGUGAGCGCACGUGGCCAUGGAAGCGGCGGGCGGGUUGUGGCAGUGGCUGUCGAGGACGGAUGAGCGGCGGCUGCUGGAAAUCCUGUCCUACGGGCUGGUGGGCAUGGGGGCGCUCUCCACGCUGCUGCUGUGCUUCCUGCGGAUGCCGUACGGGCGCUACUCCACUCGCCGCUUCGGCUGCCCCGUGCCCGCCCGCCUGGCCUGGGCGCUGCAGGAGCUGCCGGCGCUGCUGGUCCCGCUGGGGCUGAGCCACUUCAGCGGCGCGGCCCGCCUCUCCGAGUGGCCGAACCGGGUCCUGCUGGCGCUCUUCAUCGUGCACUACGCGCACAGGGCACUCAUCUUUCCUAUCUUGAUUCGUGGAGGAAAACCAACACCAUUCAUUAUUUUUGCACUAGCACUCAUAUUCUGUGUCUAUAAUGGAUACUUGCAAGGCCGGAGCUUAAGUAAUUAUGCAGAAUAUCCUUCUGGUUGGCUGAAAGGUCCUUGUUUCAUUGUAGGUUUUGCAGGGUGGCUGAGUGGCAUGGCAAUUAAUAUCUAUUCUGAUCACAUUCUCAGAAAUCUGAGAAAACCAGGGGAAACAGGCUACAAAAUACCAAGAGGAGGAUUGUUUGAAUAUGUAACUGGAGCCAACUUUUUUGGAGAGAUUCUUGAAUGGUUUGGAUUUGCUCUUGCCAGCUGCACCAUUGAAAGUGCUGCUUUUGCCAUAUGCACACUUUUCAUCCUAGGUUCCAGGGCACACCAACAUCAUCAAUGGUAUCUUGAGAAAUUUGAAGACUACCCAAAGUCCAGGAAGAUUGUGAUUCCAUUUGUGUUCUGAGGGGUGUGUCAUGGAGUUGGCUGACUUUGAAUGAUGAUGGCUGCUAUUCUGAAAAUAUUCAGUUCACAAACAACUCCCAACAAGUUAGCCUAAAGGUUUUCUUUAAAUAUUUUCAGUGCCACUUAUGUUCGUUUCCUAACAUAUAAAAUACAACUGAUGGAUAAGGUCAUAGUGACAGAAGAAUCAGCCAGCAUGUUCCUAUUCGGAACACAGUGUAAUAAAUACCUUAGUAAGAUCAUAUCUUCAUCACUGGAACUACAGUGGUGCCUGUACUGCUUCUUAUCCUGCCUCUACCUGUUCCUGUUUCUGCCUCAGCCAGGCCCAAUACCUCCAAGAUUUCAUAUAUUGCACCAUAUCUAAUCCCACACAAAUACUGGAUUGACUUGCCUUACCCCCCAUGGAUAAUCUACUGCUAGUAGUGUCACUAAAUGUAAAAAGAAAAGGAGUACUUGUGGCACCUUAGAGACUAACAAAUUUAUUUGAGCAUAAGCUUUCGUGAGCUACAGCUCACUUCAUCGGAUGCAUUUGGUAGAAAAUACAGAGGGGAGAUUUAUAUACACACACAGAGAACAUGAAACAAUGGGUUUUAUCAUACACA
Molecule: messenger RNA, 2030 nt
Organism: Dermochelys coriacea (leatherback sea turtle)
Lineage: Eukaryota; Metazoa; Chordata; Testudines; Dermochelyidae
Gene: SRD5A1
Product: steroid 5 alpha-reductase 1
Exons: 5
Coding region: 632-1432 (266 amino acids)
Biological process (GO): steroid biosynthetic process
Cellular component (GO): membrane
Molecular function (GO): 3-oxo-5-alpha-steroid 4-dehydrogenase activity
Source: RefSeq, a predicted model, not a curated record